AUGUGUAAAUUUUGUGAUAUUGACCAUUGUUCAACGUUUAUGACUAAAACUGAAUAUAGAUAUGGAUCAAUUACGAACGAUGAUAUCACAGAUACAAAAUUGUUACAUGCACAACAAAUUUACGAAAAUGUAAUUCACCCCGACACGAACGAAGUUCAAAAUCGUUUUGGACGAUUGUCAUUUAUACCAAUUGGUAAAUCAUUAUUAGUUGCUGUUCUACUAUCUCAAUUGACAAAGAAUUCAUCCAGCUAUGCUUGGCAUGGUCUUAAUCAAUCAUACGAUUCAUUAGUAAAUUUUACCAACCGUAAUGGUGAUACCAAAUUCAGUCCAACUACUCAAGCUAGAUUCGGAAUAUCCAUUUUGACUGCCACAGCAACAUCGACGUUGGCCGCAUUUCACAUUGAAAGAUUUCUCCUUAGCAAGAUAUGUCAUCGAAUACUUCAUCGGUUCGUCCCAUUGAUGACAUUCGCAGGCGCCAGUUUUAUUAAUGUCCCAAUAAUGAGACACAAAGAAAUCAUAGAAGGUGUAAGAAUAUAUGACUGCAAUAAAGAAAAAGUUGGAUAUUCAAGAUUUGCUGGAUUAAAAGGCAUAGGAGAAACCAUAGUUACUAGAAUUAUAAUGCUUGCUCCGGGAGUAGUUUUAAUUCAAUACUUGGGAGACGUUUUGGAUAAUAAAAGCUGCUGGUUUAGAAAAAAUAAAUGGGUGCAUUUUCCUUUAAAUUCAAUUGGAUUUGGAAUUAUACUCAUUGGUAUGCUCCCUACAGCAUGUGCUGUGUUUCCACAAUUUAGUUCUGUAAAAUUGAGUACAUUACAGAAAUUUGAUAAAGAAGCUUAUAGUCAAGUCACUGAAAAAUCUGCUGAACUUUCAGACACAUUGUAUUUCAAUAGAGGACUUUGA
Messenger RNA from Myzus persicae (green peach aphid), 897 nucleotides. RefSeq names its product sideroflexin-2-like. Gene Ontology annotation, molecular function: monoatomic ion transmembrane transporter activity. The record is from RefSeq and is a predicted model, not a curated record. The transcript is spliced from 7 exons. Gene Ontology annotation, cellular component: mitochondrial inner membrane. Gene Ontology annotation, biological process: serine import into mitochondrion; monoatomic ion transport. NCBI's taxonomy places the organism in Eukaryota, Metazoa, Arthropoda, Insecta, Hemiptera, Aphididae. The coding region runs from base 1 to 897 and encodes 298 amino acids.